AUGGCUUCUUCGUUGGCGGGGACCGCGCCCUCCAAAGAGGCCGGCGUUGCCGAGGGCGCCGGCGGCGAGUCCAUGCUGAUGCUGUUCCACGGCUGUCCCGCCGGUGCCGCUUCCUUUGGCCCCGCUCUGCACCCGCCGCUCUUCUUCGACGCCAUGCCUCCGACCGUCGUCUUCCAGUCGCCGGCGUCGGCUGCCGGGGGCUUGAGCCCGGGCUCGCCUCCGCUGCCGCCUUUCCCCUUCCAGCGGCUACCCGCCACUUACCUGGGGCCGCCGCUGCCACCUCCGCCGCCCACCCUUCCUCUUCUCCGGCCGCCGCCGCUGCCCCGACCUGUGCCGGUCUUGCCCGCGCCCUUCCCCGGAAAGAAAGCCUCGCCCAGAAAGAGAAGCAGCCUCGAAGGGACGUCGGACUCGGAGCAGCGCCCGCCCAGCUACCGCUUCACGGCCCAGGAGCUCCACGCCGUCCUCUACGGCGCCCUGCCCGGCGGGAGGCAGCCGCGCGCCCUCUCGGCAGGAGAUACUGACAGUCACCCCCCACUGCUGGAUAGAUCAACCCUACAACUUCCCAAAGGUCUGACUGUGUUGCAGACUGUAUUUAUCGAUGGUCCACAGUUGGGUGUCUUCUGCACAGAAACCAUUCUUAAGGGUAUUCGGUUUGGUCCUUUCCAAGGCAAAGUGGUCAACACUAGCGAGAUUAAAACUUAUGAUGACAAUUCUUUGAUGUGGGAGAUUUUUGAAGAUGGUCAAUUGAGUCAUUUCAUUGACGGCAGAGGUUCUUCUGGAAACUGGAUGUCAUUCGUGAACUGUGCCCGCUUCCCAGAGGAGCAAAACCUGACAGCCCUUCAGUGCCAAGGCCAGAUCUAUUAUGAGAGUUGCAAAGAAAUUACACCUGGCCAAGAACUUCUGGUCUGGUAUGGUGAUUGUUACUCACAGUUUCUUGGCAUCCCUAUCAGCCUCAAAGGAACAGCAGAAGAAAAGCGAACCCCAAAACAUACUGAAGAAUCUGUGGAGGGUUAUGAAUGCGGGCGGUGUGAAAAAGUCUUUGCCUACAGAUACUACCGGGACAAACAUCUGAAAUACACACGGUGUGUUGACCAAGGGAACAGAAAAUUCCCAUGCCAUCUUUGCAACCGAUCUUUUGAAAAGCGGGACCGUCUGAGGAUCCACAUUCUCCAUGUUCAUGAGAAGCACAGACCUCAUAAAUGCUCUGUGUGUGGUAAAAGUUUCUCUCAGUCCUCUAGUCUAAACAAGCACACGAGGGUGCAUUCUGGAGAACGACCAUAUAAGUGUGUAUACUGCAACAAGGCCUUCACUGCAUCCAGCAUCCUGCGUACUCACAUUCGCCAACAUUCAGGAGAGAAGCCCUUCAAGUGUAAGCACUGCGGUAAAGUGUUUGCUUCACACGCUGCCCAUGACAGUCAUGUGAGACGCACACACAAUUCUAAAGACAAAGGCUCUAAAUGUACGCUGUGUGAUAAAAUAUUUCUAGAGGCAGAAGAAUUUCGCUUCCAUAUGAAAUUCCACAAAACCCUUUAG
Molecule: messenger RNA, 1533 nt
Organism: Thamnophis sirtalis
Lineage: Eukaryota; Metazoa; Chordata; Lepidosauria; Squamata; Natricidae
Source: RefSeq, a predicted model, not a curated record